Molecule: messenger RNA, 121 nt
Organism: Scutellospora calospora
Lineage: Eukaryota; Fungi; Glomeromycota; Glomeromycetes; Diversisporales; Gigasporaceae
Source: the annotation of a GenBank genome assembly
AUGUCACAACUAAAAAAGCAUCGAACAAAGUCAGUUAAGUUUUUUAUGAAUUAUAAAACUCAAGAAAAGUUAGACCUUAAAGAGUUAACAACAGAGAUAGAAUUUCAAAAUUUGGCACUAG